CCUGGCACCCACGUGGAACAGACAGCUAGUGUCAGUCGCCGGGUGUUGAGCUCCGGAAGACUGAUUUUCUGGGCUGUGUCACCUGGUGACCGGUUGUCAUCAUGUCUAACAUCUUGGAGAGCAUUCUAACCAAUCUGUUACAGCCGGACAAUGCCAUCAUACAGCAGGCUACAGCACAGCUAAAAGAAGCCGUCAAAGACCCACUGAUUAUACCAGCGUUAUGUGAUGUUAUACGAAGUUCUCAGGACCCACAGAUUCGCCAGUUUGCUGCAGUUUUACUACGCAGGCGAUUAAGUAAACGAUGGAAGGUUAUGCCUGUGGAACAGCAACAGAGUGUGAAGCCUCUACUGUUAGAAGCCAUUCAAAGAGAACCAGAGCACAAGGUUCGCCAUGCUCUUGCACAGCUAUGUGCAGUGGUCCUUAGGAAUGAAAAGUUGGAGCGCUGGCCGCAAUUCAUUCAAUUUGUGCUACAGGCAUCUCACAGUAACAUCCCAGAGCAGAGACAGGUUGGACUCUUGGUUCUCCGCUGUGCUCUUGAUCUCAGUGCUGAAAUGUUCCAUCCUCACUUCAAAGAUUUAAUUAAACUUUUUAAUCAAACCCUAUGUGACCUUCAGAAUGGACCAUCGCUCUUCUAUACUGUGCAGUCUCUCACCAGCAUUGUGCCUGAGUUUGUUGGUAAUGAAACAAACCAGCUGAGGCCUUUGAUUCCUAAAUUAGUGACCGCUGUCAAGCAGUUAAUUCAAAUAAAUGAGGUUCAAGCUUGUGAAGCAAUGGAAGUCUUUGAUGAACUGAUGGAAAGUGAAGUGUCUGUUAUUGUUUAUUACUUAGCAGAGGUCAUUCACUUCUGUCUUGAGAUUGCUGUGAAUAAGUCUCUUUCUGAUGACCUACGGGUGAAGGCACUAUACUGCAUCCGCUUCCUCAUUAAGCUCAAAAGCAAGUCCAUCUUGAAGCAGAAGUUGCUGCCUAAGAUCCUCAAUGCAGUUUUUCCCAUAAUGUGUGCGGAGCCACCACUUGGGCAGUUAGACCCUGAAGACCAGGAAGAUGAGGAUGAGUUAUUGGAAGAUCAGGCAGAGGUGCAGUUACCCAAGCACUAUGCAGUUCAGGUGAUUGAUAUCCUGGCCCUUCAUCUGCCUCCUGAGAAAUUGUUUUCUCAACUGACCCCACUCAUGGAGCCAUGUCUUCUUAGUAAAAAUCCCUACGAGCGGAAAGCUGGUCUUAUGUGUCUUGCCGUUCUCAGUGAGGGCUGUGCGGAUCACAUCCGGAACAAGCACCUCCAGUCUAUGCUACAGUUGGUUUGCCAGGCCAUCUCAGAUGAGAGCCAUGUUGUCAGGAAUGCAGCCCUGUAUGCCAUGGGACAGUUUUCUGAACAUCUACAGCCGGACAUCAGUAGCUAUGCAGAUUCUGUACUCCCACUACUCCUGGAGUAUUUGUCACGGGUGGAUCCUUCUCAUACGUCUCACCUCACCAAGGCUUAUUUCGCCCUUGAGAACUUUGUGGAGAACCUUGGAAGCAGAAUUGAACCAUACCUUCCCACUCUGAUGGAGCGAAUAUUGGGGUGCAUGAGCAGCUCCAGUAGCCCCAAAUUAAAGGAGUUAUCAAUAAGUGCUCUAGGAGCUAUUGCCAGUGGUGCUGAAGAAUUACUAAGGCCAUAUUUCUCACCUGUCAUGGAAGUACUAAAAGUCCAUCUAAUGCAGACAGGGGAAGAAGGGAGACCAGUACAGCUGCAGUGUCUGGAAACCCUUGCUGUCCUGGUCUACUCACUAGGGAAAGAAUCCUUCCUGCCUUUGGCUGAAGAUUGCUGUCUCCUAGGACUCAAUUUGUGUGACAGAAUCGAUGAUCCAAGUAUGAGAAGUUGUGCCUACCACUUGUUUGGUGCUAUAUCAGAAGUUAUGGAGGAUAAUAUUUCUCAUCACCUUGAGAAAAUGACAACCUUGCUGCUUCUGUCCCUAAAAUCAAGAGAAGGAAUCGUGCUGCAUUACAAUGAAAAUCAUUCGUUCAUGUUGUUUGAUGACGAGGCUGUUGAUGAAGAUGCAAUAAUUCAAGAAGAGGAGGAUGAAGAUCCUGAUGUUGAGGGGUUCAGUGUAGAGAAUGCUUAUGUGGAUGAAAAGGAAGAAGCAUGCAGCUCUCUUGGUGUGAUUGCACUAAAUGCCAGCUCUUCAUUUUUCCCUUAUCUUGACUCAUGCUUCCAGGAAGUAUUUAAGCAUAUAGAGUCUCCUCAUUCCAGUGUUCGUAAGGCAGCUUAUGAGGCUUUGGGAAAAUUUGCACGUUCCAUGAAUCUGGUGUGCCAGAAGAACCCUAGUGAACUUAAUGCUGCAGCACUGCUUCUUCUCUUGGAUGUCCUCAUCCCUGCCUAUCUACAUGGUGCUGUACAUGAUAAAGAGCGUGAAGUGGUGAUGACUGCUCUAGAGUCUUUGAACAAUUUACUAAAAGAUGUGAAGGACCCAUGUGUGAGAGGACCCGAACAGCUGGAGAAAAUGUGUGCGGUCAUCAAGGCAGUGCUACAGAGCAAGACAGCAUGCCAGGAUCCAGAGGGUGAAGAUGACGAGCAGCAGGCAGAACUGGAUGCCAUGUUGGUGGAGUUUGCAGGAGAUGGAAUUCCACUGAUAGCUGCUGCAGUUGGAGGUGCAACGUUUGCUCCAUAUUUUGCUGGUUUUCUUCCAUUGCUGCUCGGUAAAAUGAAACCUAGUUGUUCUCCUGCAGAAAAGUCAUUUGGUGUAGGUAUUCUGGCAGAGUCCGUAGUAAGUUUGAGAGAGGCAGUUGUACAGUUUGUGCCCCAGUUACUUCCUGCACUAAUCUCCGGAGCACAGGACAAAGAUGAUGAAGUUCGCAGUAAUUCUGUGUUUGGACUGGGGGUUCUGGCAGAGCAUGGAGGUGCCGCAAUGCACAAACAUUACCCUAAGCUGCUUUCAGUAUUAUCAUCUAUAAUCAGCUGUGAGAAGAAUGGACAAGCUCUGGACAAUGUGUGUGGGGCAGUGAGUCGGAUGAUGUUGAGUCACCCAGAGGGAGUUCCAUUGGAGCAGGUAUUUCCUGUGCUACUAAGUUCACUGCCGCUUAGAGAAGAUUUUGAUGAGAACAGUAUUGUGUUUAAAUGCAUUGCAUUCCUGUAUGAGAAAAAUACAUCCCAGGUUGUCAAACACAUCAAUGACGUUGCAAGAAUAAUUGGUCAUGUUUUGGGGACAAAGGAAAUCCAACCAGACACAGAGGAAGCUCUAGUUAUGCUUUUGAGAAACAUGGCACAGAACUUUCCACAGGAGUUGCAAAACGCACUGGUGUCCCUGCCAGCUGAGGCAUCUUCAAAACUUCACUCUGCUCUUGGCGUGGCAUGAGGUGCUUCUUACCAUGUUUUAAUGAGAUCUCUUGAAUAGUUUGUUCCUCAACCAUCUUGCCACUUCCCAUGUACCUCUACACUUCUUGUACACUAAGAAUUAAAUUGUUCCAA
Molecule: messenger RNA, 3439 nt
Organism: Nanorana parkeri
Lineage: Eukaryota; Metazoa; Chordata; Amphibia; Anura; Dicroglossidae
Gene: IPO4
Product: importin 4
Exons: 30
Coding region: 102-3326 (1074 amino acids)
Biological process (GO): protein import into nucleus
Cellular component (GO): cytoplasm; nucleus
Molecular function (GO): nuclear import signal receptor activity; small GTPase binding
Source: RefSeq, a predicted model, not a curated record